Molecule: messenger RNA, 2589 nt
Organism: Panicum virgatum (switchgrass)
Lineage: Eukaryota; Viridiplantae; Streptophyta; Magnoliopsida; Poales; Poaceae
Product: ribonucleoside-diphosphate reductase small chain-like
Exons: 1
Coding region: 397-759 (120 amino acids)
Biological process (GO): deoxyribonucleotide biosynthetic process
Molecular function (GO): oxidoreductase activity
Source: RefSeq, a predicted model, not a curated record
CCCCCACCUCGGCGAAGGUCGCGGCAUCAGCGCCCUCCACUCCGACCUCGGCGCAGGUAGCCGCCAGCCUUGCGUCGGCCCCUUUACCUACACCCGCGAGCGCCACGACGGCCGGCGUUGUCGGCUCCAACGCGCGCUCACCGAUGGCUCCUUCGCCCCCGACAUCCACCACCUCGGGUGUGGCUCGACACCUGCAUCCGCAACGGCGCCAAGAAGGACCGCGUCUUCUGUGCCAUCGACACCGUGCCCACCGUCCGCAGCAAGGCUGACUGAGUCAUGCGCUGGAUCGACGGCGGCGAGCGUUUUGCCGGCCGCCUCGUCGCCGUCGCCUGCGUCGAGGGUAUCUGCUUCUCGGGCUCCCUCUGCGCCAUCUCCUAGCUCAAGAGGAGCGACCUCAUGCCCGGCCUCAGCUUCUCCAACGAACUCAUCUUCCACGACAAGGGCGUGCACUGCGAUUUCACCUUCCUCCUGUACGACCUCCUCCGCAGCAAGCAGGACGAGGCCCGCGUCCGCGAGAUCGUCGCCGAUGUUGUCGACAUCGAGCGCGAGUUCGUCUGCGACGCGCUCCCUGUCGCGCUCGUCGGCAUGAAUGGCGCCCUCAUGAACCGGUACACCAAGUUCAUCACCGUCCGCGUGCUCAUAGCACUUUGGGUGCAGAAGCUAAGGUCCCCAAUGUUUCUCCCACAACAUGUUCGAAGCAAUGCCUCAACCGAGACAUCACUCCAUUUUUGUGCUCAGUUGCUUUCCCACUCGACGUGAAAAUAAGAAGGUGCAAGAUGAAAUUGCUAAAUGGUGGAAUCAGAGAGCUUAUAAAGCUUAGCAACAAAGCUAGUGUGUGUUUCCUGCAUCAAAGUUCUAUUUGGUUUGAAGAUGAGACCUCCAAGUUGUGUUACAAAUGGUUAAUGGCAGAACCUGCUCAGUGCAUCUCUGGAAAGUUACAGUGUGAUCACUACAUGAUAUCAAAGCACAGAGCUUAUGCUUUAUGCAUUCAUGGGAAACUUCGUUGGCCACCACCUGUUUCGGUAUGAAGUUCAGAUCAGCAUCAGUUCAACAAGUCUGCAUACCUUUGGAGAGAUAGCCUCAUGUGCUAGUGCUACUCAGAUUUGAUCGUCAAGUUUAAUUUGUCUAGAUGUCUGCAAAGUAUUUGCUUAGACGAGAAAUGAGGUUGAUAAGUUUCAUCUUGAUGUCAAGAUUUUUGUAACGAGUCAUUCAGAUCAUUUGACAACAGUAGCUCCUAAUUCCAUUUGGGGGAGUGAAGUCAAGAUCUAUACCAUAAUAUGUAUGCUGGACAGAUUCAAGUGCAAUGGUGCUAUGGCUAAUUCUUUCAGAGUGUUUGUUCUAUCACCCUUUGCUCAGUCAAGGAACAGUGCACUGAUUGUUUGGCCAGGUGAUUUACAGCUGCUAGUUGAACUGAAGCAAUGUGCAAAUAAAAAGAACAAGAAGGUGCUGGAUCUUGACCUCUACUACUUUGUAUUUGCAUAUGGACUCCUACUGAUGUGGCCCAGAUUCAUUUUGCACAUGGCAUGGUUGACCUGUUAUUCAGAUGAUGUGGUUGUGCAUUCAAAUGAUCAGAUUGCUGGACCAUUAUUGAACGAAAGAGAGGUGUGGCUGAAGCACAAUAGUCCCAUGCUUCAAUUGGCAAGCUCUGAAGUUUUACAAAGGAGUGUCAAUGUCAUCAGUGUGCUCCUAAUAAAGCAUCAUGUGUCUACAUGAUUACUGUCUCAACCAAGUUGGCCCAUUCAGUUUGGUAGUUGGGUGCAUAUUCAGUCAAGCAACUGACACGAAACUGGGGAAGCUUGUGAUGGACUAUUUGCUUGUUCAGUGGGUUACUGAAGCUGCAUUUAAUCAGGAGCUUGCAUGCUCUAAACCAAAUGAUGAUCUAUUCAGGAGCAAGAACUUGGGUUUCACGGAAACACAUCAAAUUGACAAGAUUCAGUCAUGGAACGAAGAGCUUUUUCUUACACGAAUUACUGGAAAUUAUAGUAUGAGUGCCCAUGCAAUUUGGAAGAGCUCAGGAGAUGCUUGUGUUCAACUAUUUCAUUUUAUGGUUCGACAGCUCUGUUUAUUGGCAAUGGUGCAAUCAUUCAAUGAUACAAAUGUGUCAAGCCAGAUCAGCAGAAGGCGAAGCACUACUACCAAUUUCGGGGCUGUUCGGCUGAUUCAAAAUCCGGCUGAUUUCGGCUGAUUUAAUAGUAAUAUGUGAGAAGAAAUAAGCCAAAACAAGCCGAAAUAAGCCGGGAAAAGAGAAGCGAACAGGGUUCAGUGGGAUCCCUCCGGUCGUUGCGGCUUGAGGGCAAGCCGCAUUUCAAGCGGUGGGGAAUGUCACGGACAAGCAUCCUCAUGAGUGGCUGCUAGGUGGGCCAGGCUACAGGAACGGGAGAAGCUACAAAAGGCAAAGGACCAGGACCCGUGAAGACCAUCGAACAGAACCGCGACGAACUCGUCUUGCUCCUUAGGACUCGGAUCCUCCUUGUAUCUCCUGCUGUUCUUGAACCCUAGCUGAUUCUUGCUAUUCCCUACCCAAUCUCUCCAAUUCUUCUCCAGAAUUGUACCCAGAUUAUCCAAGUAUUCUUGUUAUUGUGAUUUGGA